UGCCUCACGGGGGUGGUCUUGAGCUGUCCUGACGGGACGGAGCCGCGAUCACAGCCAUGGCCACGGCUACGGCCCCGGCCCCGGCCGUCCCCACGACUUUUGGACAGGCGGUGAUCGGGCCUCCGGGCUCGGGGAAGACCACGUACUGCUUGGGCAUGAGCACUUUCCUGGCCGGGCUGGGCCGGCGAGUAGCCGUGGUCAACCUAGACCCGGCCAACGAGGGCACGCCGUACGCAUGCGCCGUGGACAUCGGCGAACUGGUGACGCUCCCCGACGUGAUGGAGGCGCUUAAGCUGGGGCCAAACGGCGGCCUCGUGUACUGCAUGGAGUACCUGGAGGCCAACCUGGACUGGCUGCACGACCGCCUGGCACCGUUCCGCAGCCACUACCUGCUCUUCGACUGCCCGGGCCAGGUGGAGCUGUGCACACACCACGGCGCCUUGCGCAGCGUCUUCGCGCAGCUGGCCCAGUGGGGCUUCCGGCUGACUGCUGCCCACCUAGUGGAUUCUCACUACUGUACAGAUCCGGCCAAAUUCAUCUCUGUGCUGUGCACCUCCCUGUCCACCAUGCUGCAUGUGGAGCUGCCCCAUGUCAACAUCCUCUCCAAGAUGGACCUCAUUGAGCAGUUCGGGAAGCUAGCCUUCAGCCUGGACUACUACACUGAGGUCCUAGACCUCUCCUAUCUGCUUGACCACCUGGCCUCAGACCCCUUCUUCCGUCAUUACCGACAGCUCAAUGAGAAGCUGGUGCAGCUGAUUGAAGACUACAGCCUGGUCUCUUUCAUCCCUCUCAAUAUCCAGGACAAGGAAAGUGUCCAACGGGUGCUACAGGCCGUGGACAAAGCCAAUGGCUACUGCUUUGGGGUGGCCGAGCAGCGGAGUCUGGAGGCCAUGAUGUCCACCGCAGUGGGGGCUGACUUCCAUUUUACCUCCACACUGGGAAUCCAGGAGAAGUACCUUCCGUCCCCAGAAGAAGACGCAGUGGAACAAGAGGACAUGCACUUGUAGGGGCAAGAGCAAGAGCGGCACCCCUAGAUCCAGAAAAUGGCAGCUCGUGGCAAGCCAGCCCUAGAGCAGGGCCAAAAACAGCUGUCUUCCAUCUCGAGUGAGGGGCUGGUGCAGCCCAGCGAAGGACCCAGAGCCCCAGGAGGGAUGCUCUGAGGUGGGCACACGGACCUCUGCCGUGGGUUGGCCACGGCGUGGCUCCCUUGGGAUUUGGUUCCUUUCGUGGGGAGCAAAGAGCCCCGGCCUCCCCAGUGGGGUGGGGUCACUUACCGUGAAAGUUCCUUUAAAUACACAUGACUUGGGAACCUUCUGUCUCCCAAGCUUCUUUUGCUGAAUCCUAGUCAUAAUACUUCCCGUUUCUCUAGCACUCUAGAGUCACAAAGUGAUUCCUCAAAACAUUCCUAUGAAGACAGUAAAGCAAGUGUUUGGCUUUUUUUUUUUUUUUUUAAAUUUUUAAAUCAGACUUGUUUUCCUCCAUGUCGAGAGGUCCCGGACAGAGAAUCCCUUUACCAGUGCAGAACGGUGCCCACUCUGCCAGGUGUGGUCUGGGGCACCUGGAGACCCUCUGUGCCAUAGAUGGGACUGGAACCCAGGUUGUCCUCACUCAGAGGCCAGCCCUCUAACCACUGCACCACAUAGCAUGCCCCUCCUACAGAUGGGGAAGCCGAACCUCAGAGAGAAGCGUCGACUCUUGUCACACUCAGGAACAAGGAGGAAUGUUAAUAACCUUGGGCAAGUCACUUCCCUCUGGACUUACUUUCCUCUUCUAACACUCUGACUCUGAAGUCCUAGUAUUCUGUGGGUCUUUGAAUCUCUGUCUUUGUUCAGGAUCUCUGCAGUGCGAGGCUGCGUGAUCAAGAUUCAUAAUCAGAAGACCUGGCUUGGAAUUCAGACUUUGCCACUGACUCUGUGUCAGCAAGUUGCUUCCCCUGUCCACCUCAGUUUCAUCAUCUCUAAAAUUAAGCAGUUGGACUGAAUGACCUCUAAGGAUGCUUCCAGCUUGAAACCAAUUGCCCCAGGGCAGUUCUAGCCCUGAAUGCUUCGAUCAGAGCUGAAAAAGCCUCUCUGGGCUUCCUCCCUCCUUCAGUUCCAGGGUCUUGUAUCUCUCAAAGUCAUUGGGUGGCUCAAUCAUGUCCACCAUCUGGGGAACAAGGGCAGGGGCAGAGGCGCUGUUCAUGGUGCUGGCCAGUAGGGGGCAGCCCAUGACCACUUGAUUGACACCAGCUGGUGACUUGGGACAGAGGGAGUCCUUGGAUGGUGGAGAAGGUGUGGGAAAGGGGUUUAGUUGAGUAACAGGAGUCAGAACAGCUGGAUUCAGGCUCCAGUUCGGCCAUUGCCGAGUUAGGCAGGUUCCUCCCAUUCUCUGACCUCUUCAUCUGUAAAACGUGUGAGCUCCUGGAGGGCAGGGAUGUUCCUUGCCUUUCUCUGUAUCCUUGGAGCAUGACACAGCAGCUGGUACAUAGUAAGUGUUCCAUAAAUGCUCAUUGACUGACCUACAAGGUGUGGCUAUGAUUUGGUGAUUUAAGCCUUUAUUUUACUUGCCUAAAGUCUCUGAACCAUCUCCUAGUGUAUUAAAGAACAGACCUGGUACUUGC
Molecule: messenger RNA, 2599 nt
Organism: Vombatus ursinus (common wombat)
Lineage: Eukaryota; Metazoa; Chordata; Mammalia; Diprotodontia; Vombatidae
Gene: GPN2
Product: GPN-loop GTPase 2
Exons: 5
Coding region: 57-1007 (316 amino acids)
Cellular component (GO): cytoplasm
Molecular function (GO): GTPase activity
Source: RefSeq, a predicted model, not a curated record